AAGCUGAGAGCCAUCGAUAACAUCGAUAGCUACUCAGCUUCUUUUGUUGUAUUUUAAAAACAUGGGGGACCUGCUGAGUAACUCUGAGUUUUUUAAAAAGCUGGGCGUGGACAGCUCGAACCAGUGGAUUCUUUACGAUGAGCAGAUGGAAAAGUUCUUCAAGUUCCUGUCCGGGAACAUUACGGAUGCGAAUAUCCUCACAGAGCGACAGGUUCUGGAGCGGGAGGAAAUGCAGCGGCGGGACGAGUGGCUAACUAGAUCAGAUCGAGAGCUAAAACUCCUGCAAAUCGAGUUGGAAAGUCCCGGUCUACUGAAUUAUAAACAGCAGGAUGUCGACGCCUUGAACAUGGGCAUUGACGGUAUCGAAGAGGCAUCGAGGGAAUAUGCCGUUCUCCUGGAGGAUAUGAUAAACACGAAGCAUUCGGUAAACAACCAUUUAAGCGAGGUAGAGUGCGCCGCCUCCGAACUGCAACUGAGGGAGAGGGAUCUGAUUAGCGACUGCCAAUCCAAGGCCAAACAACUGGAAGAACUGCAGCGGGAAAACUGCCGUCUUAGUGGUGAAGCCAAGAAGGCCUUUACAUCUCAACAACUGCCACCACUUUUUAUGCAUCAACUGCCACUGGAACAGUAUUUUCACAAGUGCGACUCAUUCAUGCAGUACUUUACCCUGUAUGUGAAAGAGAACUUCAAGAUCCAGGACUAUGAUGAGUUCCAGAGUGCGGAGGCAGACCUUCUGCGUGAAAAGAGCAAGUUGGAGGACUUGCAACUUGGCAUCCAAUUCUAUACACUAUCCUACUUAACGACGAUGGCUAAGGCCAAGGCCACACAGGCUCUAAUCGAUCAGCUGGAUCUCGGCCAGAUUCACUGCCUCAGUUUGUCGGACAUGACGCGCGAGAUGCACGAUCUGCAGCUGCUGAACGAUCAUCAGCUGAGCAACAUUCACGACACCCUUUUAAAUGAUCUUACCAUCCACAUUCAGCAGCAUACUCAGCGGCGUAUUGAACUGGUUUUAUACGAAAACACCAAACUAAAGAUGGAUAGAGCAAUGCGUCGUCACGAGAGCGACAAAAAGCUGACCAAAAUCAUAUCAGAUGCCUUGUCCAAUGCGGAAUUGUUGUGGAUAGCGAUUCAGCUGGAUUGCGAUAAGAAACGCAAUUGCCUGGACACUUCAGAGGAAAUGCGCAAUCAGGCGCAGGACACUUGGCAGAGGAUCCAGACAAUGCGUUCCAUGAAUGCCAGCCACCAAGGUAUUUGUUCCCAGUUUGUGCAGGAGAUUGCCAAUCUGUUGUCAGCCCAUUUGGGUCAGAACAUUAAGGCUGGUGAGGCCAAGGCUUGUCUUUUCGAAUACGAGAAGUUCGGGCGUUUGCUCUCAUACUCUUUUCAGAGCAUGCUCAAUAGGAAAAGCUGUGUCACUGCCCAGGAUCAACUGGCCGAACUCAAACGUCUGGAGCAAACUUUGCGACCCUUUGUGUACGAUUCUCCCAUUGAGCAGCCCAUGUUUGAAAAUGUCCGGUACUUGAGCGCCAUCCACAAUGUCACCCAGAAACAAAGUCGUCUUGAUGUGGCCGUGCGAUCCUUGCGAACAGACUUUCUGGAAAACGUCGUAGGGCGCAUUGAGAAGGAUAAGCUCUAUCGUUACAGCGUGCUUCUGUGGAUCUGGUUUCUAACUGAGCCGCAGCGCAUGCUGUAUGCCAUUGGUGAGGUGAAGAAAGCAGCCGCGGGUGUGAUUCGCCCUGGUGGCGGUCUGCAGCGGAAAUGAUUUUAGUUGAUAGUGAAGCUGGUCAGUAAAUAAAUUUUAAAUUAUUAAAAAACUAAUACUAUGUAUACUAAUGUUGCUCAGAUGAACCUAAUCGUUCUCUUUGUUAUUAAAU
Messenger RNA from Drosophila ficusphila, 1871 nucleotides. RefSeq names its product augmin complex subunit dgt3 (gene dgt3). The record is from RefSeq and is a predicted model, not a curated record. NCBI's taxonomy places the organism in Eukaryota, Metazoa, Arthropoda, Insecta, Diptera, Drosophilidae. The transcript has 6 exons. Bases 62 to 1759 code for a protein of 565 amino acids.